GGUCUCCUCAUCCCGGGAGGUGGCGGCGGGUCCGCGAUGGCGCCCGGGGGUGACGGCCGGGCUGUAACGGGUGCCGGAGGCGUUUCCCCGGCGAGCAGGGAGCGCCCGGUAACCGCACACAGCGGAGGCUGCGUGUGCAGAGCCGGGCAGGGCCCGUCAGUAGCUGUGGCAGCAACAACAAGCGUGUGGCGGCAGUAACAAGACAAGACAUUAGUCUAGAUGUAGUAAAUUGGAAGAAAUGGAAGAAAGGAAGAUCAAGAGGAGGAGCCCCAAAUCAUCUUCCAGUCACUCUACUCAGGUUGCUAACUCCAAGAAAAGCUCAGUGCCAGUCAGUAAAAGUACAGCCUUUUCCAACCCUGCCCCACAGCCUGCUGUGCAAAAACCAAAGUUAAAACGUGUGAUCAAAGAGAAAGCCAAACCUCCAGGAGGUGAAGCAAAAGGGGCACAGGCAGCACCAAUCCAGCAUUCUUUUCUCACAGAUGUAUCAGAUGUCCAGGAAAUGGAAAGGGGACUUCUGAGUCUCUUGAAUGAUUUCCACUCUGGCAAACUUCAAGCAUUUGGAAAUGAAUGUUCCAUUGAGCAGAUGGAGCACGUGCGGAGUAUGCAGGAGAAACUUGCUCGCCUUAAUCUGGAGCUCUAUGGGGAGAUGGAAGAACUCCCUGAAGAUAAAAGAAAACUAGCCAGUGAUUCCAACCUGGAUAGACUGCUGUCAGAUCUAGAAGAACUAAAUUCAUCUAUCCAAAAACUACAUUUAGCAGAUGCUCAAGAUAUUCCAAAUGGUACUACAGGCUGACAGAGAACAUCUUUGUCAAUCUGGUUUCUCCCAGAUUUGCUUUUGUUUUUCCAGACAAUGGAAUCAAGAAGAGUUGUGACUUUGUGUUGUUUGUUUUUAAUUUUACACAACAAAAAAUCAAAGCGCAAAUCCAGGUGUUUAUUUUGCACAUUCCUUUGGGCACUGCAUUAUGUCAGGGCACAGUACCUAGAGUUGUAGUUAAUUAUGAUGCUGUGCUUUUUAUUAUUGCCUUACUUAACAGAAAAAUUGGAGAAACUUGGAAAUAUAUUUCUUCUGCUUAGUGUUCAUAUGGUUGCAAAUGGUGUAUGUAUAUAAGUUCAUUGGCAUUUCUCCAGUUUUUGUGAAGAUAGUGAUAAUGUUGCCUUUCUGAGUAUUACAUAGACAAUCUGCUCACUUUAGUGUUUUGUUGAUUGAUGAUGCCACAGAUUAAUUUAUUGUUAAUAAAGUUUUAAACACGAUGUUUCAUUUGCA
Molecule: messenger RNA, 1264 nt
Organism: Poecile atricapillus (Black-capped chickadee)
Lineage: Eukaryota; Metazoa; Chordata; Aves; Passeriformes; Paridae
Gene: CCDC28A
Product: coiled-coil domain containing 28A
Exons: 6
Coding region: 239-793 (184 amino acids)
Source: RefSeq, a predicted model, not a curated record